Notodromas monacha is the source of this 6081-nucleotide messenger RNA. The record is from the annotation of a GenBank genome assembly. NCBI's taxonomy places the organism in Eukaryota, Metazoa, Arthropoda, Ostracoda, Podocopida, Cyprididae.
AGGCGGAUUUUGUGAUUUUUUUUUGGAGCAACGCUUAUCAUUUAGCGGCUAUUCGAAAUUUGAGUUCACGAUUUGUAUCCUCGAUUGACCGAAAUUUUCAGAUGGAUCCAGUAUUAUUGCCGGUGGCUAAGCUGAGGAUAUUCGAUGAUUUUGGAGAGCAUUCAGUUCCUCUGGUGAUGGGCCAAACGUGGAUUGGCAGCAAUGAAUCGCAGUGUAACGUUGUCCUCUUCGGCAGUGAGCAAAUUUCAGAUCGUCAUGCUGUGUGUACUAUCAGCCGCUCGAAAUAUGGUAAGCUCGUUGCUGAGAUUGAAGAUCUGGGGAGCUCCAGUGGGAUCUAUAUUUGCAGUGAUGCGGAUGAAUGUCUCAAUGUCGUCGACUCUAGUACCGAAUGCGUGAAUUCAAAAGAUAAUGUAUUUAUUGAUGGUGAUUCCAUCAACAGGACGCACCAGGUCGAAGGUAUGGUAAUGGGGAAAUCUGACUGCACUGAAGCGUUACUUGACUCCAGCAUGAUGUGGGAUGUACCUUCUGAUUCGAAAAAUCGACCUUCUCCAAAACGUGUCACUUCGUGUAGUCAUAACCGAACCUCUGUGUCUAGUAGCUCUUCAUGCGAAUCCGCUUUUCCGAGUCUCGACGGACACCGUAGUCUAACAGGAUCAAGUGCCGUGCCUCAAACCUCUGAUGACGACAUUCCAGUUUGUUUCUCGUCCAAUGAGAUUACUACUGUGGAUUGUUCCGAAAUGUCUGCCAACAAAAUUAGGCGUGAUACUAAUCUGAGCGUUAAAAGUAUUUCCAAGUAUUCUGUUGAUGAUUGGUUGAAGUUGGACAUUGGAAGUCUGACACAAGAUGGCUUCCAGUCCCGUAGAAGAUCGGCAAAUAUUCCUGAUAUCGGUGAGCGAUUCAAGAAACCUACACAUUUUCCCGAACGCUCUCGUUCAGAAGAAGUUAUCCAGCGGAAUCAUAAACGCAUUUCUGAUGAAAAUAAUCUUCGCAAAAAUGAUUUAAGGAAGAGUUCACGCACAAAUGAAGUCCUCGAAGCUAAACGCCAUGUCGAUGAUUAUGCUGUCGAUUCGCGAUAUGUUGAGUUUUGCAGCCGUCCGGGAAACCGGGAGUCUGACAAUGCAAGUGAAAACCAUCACCGAGAUAAUGUGUUGGGAAAUGGAGUGAAUGUCAAGACCGUGUCUUGUUCAGAAGAUUCAGACUCAUCUAGAAGCAAAUCGCCGGCUGAAAAUCGCGAGAAGUCGGUGCAACUUUUUGUGGAAGAUCCAGAGGAUAUGUAUGACGUUAAGUCUGUUCCGUCCGAGUUCGAUGAAAAUCUUGCUCUGAAAUCGGUCAAGAACUCCUCAGAUUUUUAUAAGAAAGAUGUCUUGGAGAAUUUUUCGGAUUCAGGAGAAUACUUCGAGGAGAGUUCUGCGGCAUUACAGUCUGAAACAGAAAAGGAAAAAAUUUUGAAGCUACCCAUGGAGAGAGACUCUUCGGGCACCGAAUUGUUCACGACAGCCUCGAUUAAUACUCUAGCCGUACUUGAUACUUCUGAAACAUCAUCACGGAAUUCCGUUGACUGCAUCACUCAUUUCGUUUCACAACCAGGGACUUCCGUACGAACAAAUCGGAUUACCGAACCUUCAGCUUUGAAAGAAAGAUGUUCGAAUGGCUCUACAAAUGCCGAUCCGGGGAGACGAACCGACGAGUCUGUCGUGAUGCCAACUCCAACGAUUCGCCUUAAAAAACUUGAUGGAAAGACAGAUACUGCUAACCUUGCGUGUGCACUAUUUGAAGAUGAUGAAAAUCGGGAGAAAAAUAUGUCCACUUCGGAAUCCGAUGAUUCCCCGAAAACAUGGGAUGACCAAAGAGGGAUUUCACGUCCGAAGCGUGCCGCAGCCAUGGCGGCAAUGAUAUCCAUCCAAAACAUAUCAUAUUACACAAAAAAGUCACUGGAACAUUCGUCUGGGUUUGGGUUUCCUUUCGUGAAUCGGAUAGUUCUGUGCUGUUCUGGAGAAGAGCGAAAGAAGCUACAAGAUUUCAUAACCGGUUUGGGAGGGUCCGUGGUGAGUUCGGACUCCCUUGUUAAUGCUGAUGUGUUGGUGGUGGAAAAGAUUGAAGCAAGCGUGGAAGUUCUCGCGGCGAUUUCUCUUGGAAAAGCAAUAGUUGGGAAACAGUGGCUGAUAGCCUCGCAGCGCGCCGGUUUAUUUCUUGGGAGUAUCAAAAGAACAUCAUCUUGUAAUCUCGUUGGAGCUGCGUUAUGGAAUGUUGAAGACGGAAGUGGUACACAAGGCAAGCCCAAAUCCAACGAGGAUUGGGAUCCCUUUGACUUUCCCCUCAAAACCGGCGAUGAAUUGGAAUUUGGCGGUGUCAAGUGCGAAUUCAUAACUUUGGGUCCCGAAGAAGCUGCUUCUCUUCCAGGGAAAACGGUCUCAUCGAAACAAACAUUGAAGCUAGCGAAACAGGAUGCGUCGCAUUCACGAUGGUCGAAGACGAUUGAUGAAAGUAGUAGCGAUGAGGAAAAUUCUACGUCCAUUCUGGGAACGUCUUUAGGACUUGCCCGAACACGUGCCGUUGAAGGUUGUACGACUAUAUUAGAUACCCCGGACAGUCGGGGUGAUGAAUCUGCAGAUAUCUCUUCACUGGAAAAUUCUCGUACCGAGAAUCAUUCGCGUGAUACCACGCAGAAUUCGACCAAGGAACCAAAAUGCAUCGAAUCCCCUGGUUUUUGCGACACAAGGAAUCCUGUCGAUUCCUCGUUGCAGUCGUUGGAUUCGACAAAUGGUUCAUCACCGUCCCCCAUGGAAUAUUUCAAGUCUGAAAGGGAAGAUUCCUUCGGAGAUUAUCCCGAAACACAGGCUGCAUUUCUCACACGCCGAUCCCUUGCUCAGGAUUCAUUUUCAGAGUAUCCAAAAACUCAGGCAGUGCGUUUGAGAGAAAGUUGUGAUUCAGACGAGGACGAUGCUCUGACUCAAGUCCAGCGAGUUGGAAAUAGAAUGGGCGAUGUGCUGACUCAAGUUCAGCAUGUCACUGUAGGAAUGGACGAACAAGAUUCGCACGCGGACGAUUUGCAAGAAACCGAAUAUGCACCGUUGGAAGUCUCCGCCCUUGAUGCGCAAAAGGAUGACAAAGAACUGGAAGACGUUAGUAUCAACGAUCGUGCUUCUGUGUCCGCUUCCAUUGAUAGCGGACUUCACGAUUUUUUCGGAGACUCAGAAACUUUUACUCCACCGAAUUUGAAAAACGUGCGGUCGUAUUCCGCUCGAUAUUCCAAGUCCAUGGCCAAAGAACGAUCCUCUUCUACUCUUUUUUUGGAAUCCUCCGAAAGCGAAAUUUCGUCACCAAAAAAAAAUUCUUUUGCUGAGCCAAGGACUCCUCCAUCUCGUCCCAAGGGGCGCCGAGCAUUGCAUUGUGCCUCCGGAAAUUGGGCUUCAGAUGAUUCAGAACCGCUUGCCUUUUCACCUGACGCUGUGAACCGCACUUUACCCGCGCAGUUAGUGAAUGAAGUGAAAAGAUCUGUGCCAGUAAGGCGAACAGCUAGUAAUGGGAAAGGAUUGUUCGGGUCCUGUCGAACCCGUGAACCGCGGAAGACGAAAAACCGAGGCUCUAAAGCUGAGGAAGUCGAACCGGAAAAAAUCAACCCAAUUACUUCUGAACUCGAUGAUCCAUCGAAAAGUUCCUCUGCGUCCUGUCGAACCCGUGAAACCCGGCGGACAAACCCCCCAGUUUUCGAGGCUGAGCUUGAAAAACGUGCAUCAAAAUCCCUCAAACCGAAUGUUCCUGAACUCAAUGUUUUGAAGAAAACUUUCCCCGCGUCUUCCCGAUCCCAAGAACCUCACCAGCUGAAAUUUAAGACUUCGGAAGCUGAGGUCGAGGAAUCCGUGCCAAAAUCCAUUCACAAGAGCAAUCUUACCAUUGAGCUCAACGUCGAAUCGAAUAUUUUGCCUGCAUCCUCACGAACCCGUGGCAGGCAGCGUAAGAAAACUCGAGGCUCCGAAGAUGAAAUACAAGAACCCGCGGCAAAAUCCAUCGCUCCUGAGCAGCAAGAAGGCAUAGCUUCGUCUCUCCGAACUCGUGAGCCUCUUAAAACGAAAACCAGAAGAAUUGAAACCGGCGAUGAAGAACCCCCAUCGAAUUCCGUCAAGCGAAUUGUUCCCAAGCCUAACUCCCAAUCUGAAGGUUUUCCUGCGUCCUCCCUAACCCGUGGAUCCGGCUCGACGAAAACCAGGGUUUUUGAAGCUGAGGUUGAGGAAGAUGCGCCAAAAUCCAAGCGUCAGAUCAAUUCUACUGCGAAACUCGACGUAGAAACUACAAAUGUACCUGUAUCCUCCCGAACCCGUGGUGGGCCGCGUAAGGUAACCCGAGGCCCCAAAGCCAAGGAACCUGGUCCAAAACCCGUCAAACAUAACAGUCCUCCUCCUGAUGCUGGAAUACAGUGCUUUCAGCGUGGAGAUGCUGAAGUCAAUGGUACUGAGCAAUCUGCUAAACCAGGACUGGUCCAUUCUAAAGAAGAUCUUCCGUUGGAGCUGAAUCAUCAACAAAUUUCAGAACAGAAAUCCGUGAAGUCUGGAAAGCCUGCAGUUAAGAGCAGUGUCGUGCGUGAAGGCAGCAGAUCGAGAAAAGGAGGUUUCGGGGGAAAAGAGGAAUCUUCUACAGCAGUCAAGCAGCAAAGUGCUGCAGUUAUGGUCAGUCGUGUGAACCAUCAGAAAUCAAGCGAAACUGCGGCAACUGUUGUUCCGAGGCAAAAACGCAAAGCCAUGCUGAACGCUUCUAUACGGAUUGAAAACUGGUGCGGACGAAGCGAGAAAAAGGAAGUUAAAGAGAACGUCAAUCCGAAGAAUAGCAGUAAAAGGAAAAUCGCUGCGAAGUCUGCAGACGAAGACGUGAAACGAAGCCGAGUCGAGUCGUCGGUUCAGCUAGUGACUCCGUCAGCUAAACCGGGAUACACUAGAAAGUCUCUGGAUGAAGACGCUUCAAACGUUAAACGUGUAGCGGUUGGUUCUGGGUGCCAGGCGAGAGACCUACUUGUCAAUCUUGUCGAAAUGUUGGGAGGCUGUGUUGUAGAUAUUGAAGAACCUGCUGACGCACUCGUCGUGGACCGUUAUGAAGCAUCUGUUGAAAUUCUAACUGCCAUUACGUUGGGAAUUUUGAUAGUGCAUUCAGGUUGGAUCAAGGCUUGCAAGCGUGCCGGAAAAUUAAUAGGUGCGCGAGAGUUUCUGAUGAAGCGUCCAACAAACGAGAAGAUAUACGGUGCUGAUAUUGAGGAGAGCGUCAUAUUUUCGCGAAGCUUGAAAUUCCGGGGAGUGAAACUUCUAGCUGGAAAGACGUUCUAUUUAUCCCCGAAAAUUGUCGACCCACCAGUGGAUCAGUUUGAGCGUUUCCUGAAACCGUGUGGAGCGGUUUGUAAAAUACUGGCUUCGAAAGUUCGUGUUCCCAAGGACGCGGAAUCUUGGAUUGUAUUGGCCAAUUCUACGGACAUGCGACCUUCCGAGCGAAAAGGUGUGAAACGUGUUAGUGUUCACGAGCUCCUUGAUGCUGUUUUUUCUCAGAAGGCCCUAGAAUGACUGACGUGGCUUGUGAUGGAUUCAAAACGUAAGGGCUGCACUUUUCUUGUGAUUCUAAGUUCUCGAAGCGUUCUGUACACGUUGAGGAAUGCUUCAGAUCGCGUCGAAUCUCGUAAAUAUCAAAAGUUGAUAUUUCUCCAUCCAAGAGCCGGAAUUACGGGAAGGCUGGAGUAAAACUGCCUAAAAGAACGUUAAAAAGUUUAAAUUUGUAAAGAGUAUUUCGUGAAGUUGCCGGUUAUUCCAUUAUUCUGAAAUUAUUGCGUUUUACUCCGUUGUUCUCAGACUUACUAUCCCCAUGUUAAUCAACACGCUCGAAACACUAAAAUUGUGAUCAAAUCGAUCAAUUUUUCCACGUUUGGAUGGAUUGUUCUUUUUCGAGUUUGUACUUUUUUGACGGCUUUUGCAAGAAUUGGCGGUGUUCCUCAGCGGGAGGAUUCGAACUAUGCACGGGUAUUUUGCAAUGCCUUUUUUUCUUUUGCUUGGAAUUUUGAAGGCCUGUUCCGAAUGAAUCAUUUUUCAUGUUUUGCUACCGAGUUAU